GACCGGACUUUGAUCCGAACUGACUCCGGUUCUUUACCGUGCAGAAGGAGAGCCGGCGCCCCGGCACGAUCUUCCCUCAAUUUGCAAUGAUCGAGCAAUAUAUCAUUUAUCAUCUUCUUUGGCCUCAGCCCUCGCAUCUCGCUCGUAGCCAUGGUUCUCCUGCAACCAGACCCGUUUCUUAACGAGUUGACGAGCAUGUACGAGCGCAACAGAGAAAAAGGCUCCGUCUGGGUUACCCUCAAGCGAUCAUGCCUAAGGCCUAAGGGGAAGAGGAAGUUGGAAAUUGAUGCUUCAGAAUAUAAAUGCCUUGUAAGGGCAACAGAUGGGCAAAAGACAAUCUCUACAGUGCUCUCUGCCAAGGAUCAUGUACGUUUCCAGGCAUCUUAUGCCACAGUUUUGAAAGCCCACAUGGAUGCAUUGAAGAAGAGGGAGAGGAAGGACAAGAAAAAGGUUGCUGAGGCAGAUAAACAGAAAGCAUCUUCCAAGGCGACUUAGGGUGAAAUUUGCUCUUGCAGAAACAUACCAAAAAUUGAGUGCUAUAACAUAUAAAUUUCAGAAUUUAGUUCUUUCGUGGAAAAUUUCAUCAUUUUUCCUGCCUUUGACAUCCUAAAAUAUUGCCCAGAGAGCUGCUUUAGCAUUGUUUUGCAAUCCAUUUAAUGAUAUGUUUUUUGAAGCAA
Molecule: messenger RNA, 677 nt
Organism: Nymphaea colorata (pocket water lily)
Lineage: Eukaryota; Viridiplantae; Streptophyta; Magnoliopsida; Nymphaeales; Nymphaeaceae
Product: signal recognition particle 14 kDa protein
Exons: 4
Coding region: 151-495 (114 amino acids)
Biological process (GO): SRP-dependent cotranslational protein targeting to membrane
Cellular component (GO): signal recognition particle, endoplasmic reticulum targeting
Molecular function (GO): 7S RNA binding; endoplasmic reticulum signal sequence receptor activity
Source: RefSeq, a predicted model, not a curated record